AAGAUUGACGUGGAGGACGCGUCAAAUUAAUUCCAGCAAACUCUGGACUCCCCGGGAUAACUCCAAUUGGCAUUUAUCGGAUGAAGACCACUUUGGUGCCCUUCUGCCUUUCAGUGACUCGGCUCAACAACAAAACAAAGAGGAAGGGGGCGCGCUGUACUCGGAGGAGAUUUUAAGGGGUUUCUUUUUCCUCUUCUGGGGUUCUUUCCUCCUGUUCCCCUUCCUUCUCUGCUUUCGCUUGGACGCUUUCAGCCAUUUGAACGGACACCUAUAUUUUCCACCUCGGAACAUAUAGGCAAAUGGAGCAAACCUAUGGAGAGGUGAACCAGUUAGGUGGUGUGUUCGUCAAUGGGAGACCCCUGCCCAAUGCCAUACGGUUAAGAAUAGUGGAGCUUGCUCAGCUCGGGAUCAGACCCUGUGAUAUAAGCCGGCAGCUCCGAGUCUCACACGGCUGCGUGAGCAAGAUUUUGGCGAGGUACAACGAGACGGGCUCCAUCUUACCCGGUGCCAUCGGUGGAAGCAAACCGCGGGUCACGACGCCUAACGUGGUGAAAAAUAUCAGGGAAUACAAACAAAGUGACCCCGGGAUCUUUGCCUGGGAGAUCCGGGACAGGCUAUUAGCAGAUGGAGUUUGUGACAAGUACAAUGUUCCGUCGGUUAGCUCCAUCAGCAGGAUUUUACGCAACAAGAUUGGAAAUCUCUCCCAGCCGAACCAGUACGAGAGCAGCAAGCAGGCCUCUGCGCAGGCCGGGCUCUCCUACAACCACAUAUACCCAUAUUCCUACCCCAACACCAUGUCGCCCACUGGCACUAAAAUGGGCAGCCAUCCUGGAGUACCGGUGACAGCGGGACAUAUGAGCAUUUCCAGAGCCUGGCCUUCUGCACACACCGUCAGCAACAUCCUCGGUAUACGCGCCUUCAUGGAUCCUGCAGCCAUUGCUGGGGCGGAGGGAUACGGACCAAAAAUGGAGGACUGGAGCAGCGUCAACAGAGCAGCUUUCCCUGCAUCUCACACGGUCAAUGGGAUAGACAAAUCAGCUAUUGACGGCGAUAUUAAAUAUGGCCAGCCCUCAUCCACACUGUCCAGUUACGUGUCUGCAUGCGCCUACUCUCCCACCAACCAGUACGGGGUGUACAGCGGGCCUGCGGGUGGUUACGUGGCCCCGGGCCACCAUCACUGGCAGCCACAGAGUCCGACGCUGUCCCACCCGGGCGGCGGGAUGGGCAUGCACGCAGGGGAGAUCCAAUCACCGAUGACCUUUAAGCAUCAGGCCCGAGAAGGUACACAGCGUGGAGAGAGAGAGGGGGGCCGAGAGCAGUUUAAUGAGACAGAAAGCCGCCCACUCCCCUGAGCAAACAACAACAACAACAACAACAACAACAACAACAACAACAACAUGAAGACUUGAACAGCGUGCACGGACUCAAUCUCCCUACCUCUUCAUCAUAACCUGGAUUUAUACCACCUUAAAUACAACAUCCAUUAAACUGAACUCAUUGAACAACUCCAACAGUAAGUGUGAACACUAGCGGCUUGUUUCCCUGCUUGUGUGUAGCUCACAGUCACACACAGGAGAGCUCUGUCGGCCUGCAUGGCCACAUGAAUGUAAGAUUGCAUGGACGUAUCGGUGUUUCCCCUCAUUGGUUGAAAGUCUGAUGUCUUCAUUGAAAUAUUUCACGUUGUCUGGCUGUACAUUCUCUCACGGAGAGUGCAGGAUUUAAAAGAAACGUACAAUUUUACCAAUCCAUUUUGUUACUGGUGUUUUAUCUGAAAACAAAGUGCUAUUCUGUAAUCCACCUAAUAUGACUUGAUAUGAUCUGACUCUCAGUAACUCCACCAUGUGAACAAAGAGAGAAUUUGUCUAAAUGUAAAAUAUUUGCCAAAGCUUUAAUUAUAUAUUUUUAUAAUUUCAAUGUAAAUAUAAUAAUAAAAAUAAAGGCUUUCUUACACGCCAUAUCUUGUAGUAGUUUAUGUUAUUCAUCCACGAAGCUGCGUAAUGCUUGUUUCUUCCCCACGUUGGUUUAAGGCCGGAUGCAUGGAUGUUGUGUAGGCAAUUUUGCAUUUAUUUUUUUAUUAUAUUAUAUAUUAUAUUAAAAUAUUAUAUUUUUUAUUUAUAAAUUUGAGGAGAGAGAGAGGGCAAUGCUUUUAUUAUUAUUAUUAUUAUUAUUUUUACUCAAUGUGCUUUCAGGGUCGCAUCUUUAUUCUUGCUAGCCUGGAAAUAUUACGUUUCAGUGACUCUACAAAGUGACUCUUCGUUAGAUCUUAAAGAAUUAGUCAUCCUUUUUCAUCGCAUUUUCCAGACUGUAAAUUACAGAGUGAUGAUUUUGCCUGAAUGAAAGCUUGACCUGCAGGCGUCAAUGACAGUAAAAGCGAGGCUAGGCCUAUAAAUAGCAUUUAGUAUAUUAUUGAAUAUAUCCCGAGGGAUGAAUCUAAGAUAUGCACCAAAUUUACUCGGGGCUUGAAAUGAAGUACAUGUCCCGUACGCUCUUGUGCUCACACAAAACAGUAGUGUAACCUGCCUGCUGGGCGCCUGCGCUGAUGCUAUCUCGUCUGCAACUCAUACCUGCCAUGCUGGGAAUCAGAGAUCUGAUCAUGCACGUUAAUGAAUAAUUGUGGGUACAGGGGAGCAGCUGACAGUCCGAAUCCACCCACAUGCGGCCUCAGGGAUGUGUUUCCACGUAAUUACAAGACUUUCCCCAAAGAGGCCUAUUGCCUACAAUCUGUUUUCUCUUUAAACUGUUUAUUCCUGCAGCCUGUUCUGUUUGCUGUGUGCCCGAGCUAAGAAAUUAAAUAAAAAACUUCCCACAGCUCCUCUUACUAGACUGAACUCUGCGUCACUGAAUAGCCUGUGUCAUCAUUUUUUUUCUGAUCUCGGACCUAUUAUUGACGCUUUGCUUCAUGUGAGGGUCAGGGGUUUUGCUAUAAAUACUGUCCAAUACAUAUGCUUUAAAAUUACAUUUGUGCGAUAUGAGAUGACAUCAGGCAGUUAUAUGGCACUAUUGUUAUUAUUAACUAUAAUUGAUAUUAGAAAUAAAAAAUCAUCGCCUCUUUUGAAAAGAUCCACAGACUUCAUGUGACUUUUUUUGGCCUUCAUUUGAGCGGAGACGCUGCGUUUCUGCUACGAAACGACGUGAAAAAGGUGACGCAGUAGGGAUCAUCUAGAUUUAGUCAAAUUAUCAUAUCUCAUUUAUUAAAAAAAAGAAA
Messenger RNA from Labrus mixtus (cuckoo wrasse), 3205 nucleotides. RefSeq names its product paired box 1a (gene pax1a). Gene Ontology annotation, biological process: regulation of transcription by RNA polymerase II; anatomical structure development. Lineage: Eukaryota; Metazoa; Chordata; Actinopteri; Labriformes; Labridae. The transcript is spliced from 5 exons. Gene Ontology annotation, molecular function: DNA-binding transcription factor activity, RNA polymerase II-specific; RNA polymerase II cis-regulatory region sequence-specific DNA binding. Bases 300 to 1352 code for a protein of 350 amino acids. The record is from RefSeq and is a predicted model, not a curated record.